AUGGAACCAACGCACUUCAAAGCUCUCACUGGACCGAGACCUGCGCUGCCCCAGUACAUCACGCAAGCCACGGCUGUCUCCUCCCAGCAGCCCGCGGCCAUGACCUUGGGUGGGCUAAGUUGGUUUUCCGUUGUUGCCGAGAGUGGAGUCUGUGAAGCGGUGCCAGAUCAGUUGUUGGCACCCUCUCCCUCAUUCACCCACACCACACCGCUGCUGUUUUUGUCCCUGUGCUGCCCCCUGAGCCUCAGUCCGGCCUCUGCCCCCAGCCUCACUACGGCCUCUGCCCCCAGCCUCACUCUGGCCUCUACCCCCAGCCUCACUACGGCCUCUGCACCCAGCCUCACUCCGGCCUCUGCCCCCAGCCUCACUCCGGCCUCUGCCCCCAGCCUCACUACGGCCUCUACCCCCAGCCUCACUACGGCCUCUGCCCCCAGCCUCACUACGGCCUCUGCCCCCAGCCUCACUCCGGCCUCUGCCCCCAGCCUCAGUCCGGCCUCUGCCCCCAGCCUCACUCCGGCCUCUACCCCCAGCCUCAGUCCGGCCUCCGCCUACCCCCAGCCUCAGUCCGGCCUCUGCCCCCAGCCUCAGUAG
Knipowitschia caucasica is the source of this 591-nucleotide messenger RNA. NCBI's taxonomy places the organism in Eukaryota, Metazoa, Chordata, Actinopteri, Gobiiformes, Gobiidae. The record is from the annotation of a GenBank genome assembly.